This is a messenger RNA of Manis pentadactyla (Chinese pangolin), 4477 nucleotides long. It is a transcript of the gene MFN1, whose product is annotated as mitofusin 1. The record is from RefSeq and is a predicted model, not a curated record. Gene Ontology annotation, biological process: mitochondrial fusion; mitochondrion localization. The transcript has 18 exons. Gene Ontology annotation, cellular component: mitochondrial outer membrane. Bases 156 to 2381 code for a protein of 741 amino acids. NCBI's taxonomy places the organism in Eukaryota, Metazoa, Chordata, Mammalia, Pholidota, Manidae. Gene Ontology annotation, molecular function: GTPase activity; GTP binding.
GGAGCCGAACAUAAUUGGGAAGGCAAGAGACCGGAAGUGACCGCUGUUUGGCCAAUUCUCCCACCUCCUGGUGCCUGUCUUAGGAUGAGGCGGCCUGAGGGCUGUGGCUGAGCUGCGGUUGCCAGUGACAAGUCGGAGCCGGGACAGUUAACAUAAUGGCAGAAACAGCUUCUCCACUGAAGCACUUUGUGCUGGCUAAGAAGGCGAUUACUACAGUCUUUGACCAGUUAUUGGAGUUUGUUACUGAAGGAUCACAUUUUGUUGAAGCAACGUACAAGAAUCCAGAACUUGAUCGAAUAGCAACCGAGGAUGAUCUGAUAGAAAUACAGGGGUAUAGAAACAAGCUUUCCAUCAUUGGUGAGGUGCUGUCUAGGAGACACAUGAAAGUGGCAUUUUUUGGCAGGACAAGCAGUGGAAAGAGCUCUGUUAUCAAUGCAAUGUUGUGGGAUAAAGUCCUCCCUAGUGGGAUUGGUCAUACAACCAAUUGCUUCCUGAGUGUUGAAGGAACUGAUGGGGAUAAAGCCUAUCUUAUGACAGAAGGAUCAGAUGAAAAAAGAAGUGUGAAGACAGUUAAUCAGCUGGCCCAUGCCCUUCAUAUGAACAAAGACUUGAAAGCUGGCUGCCUUGUACAUGUGUUUUGGCCAAAGGCAAAAUGUGCCCUCUUGAGAGAUGACCUGGUUUUAGUAGACAGUCCAGGUACAGAUGUCACUACAGAGCUGGAUAGCUGGAUUGAUAAGUUUUGCUUAGAUGCUGAUGUCUUCGUUUUGGUUGCAAACUCAGAAUCAACACUAAUGAACACGGAAAAACAUUUUUUUCACAAGGUUAAUGAGCGACUUUCCAAGCCUAAUAUUUUCAUUCUGAAUAAUCGUUGGGAUGCCUCUGCAUCAGAGCCAGAAUACAUGGAUGAUGUACGCAGACAGCACAUGGAAAGAUGCCUACAUUUCUUGGUGGAGGAGCUUAAAGUUGUGGAUCCUUUGGAAGCACAGAAUCGUAUUUUCUUUGUUUCUGCAAAGGAGGUUCUUAGUGCUAGAAAGCACAAAGCACAGGGGAUGCCAGAAGGUGGUGGGGCACUUGCUGAAGGAUUUCAGGCAAGAUUACAGGAGUUUCAGAAUUUUGAACAAAUCUUUGAGGAGUGUAUCUCGCAGUCAGCAGUGAAAACAAAGUUUGAACAGCACACUAUCAGAGCUAAACAGAUACUAGAUACUGUGAAAAACAUAAUGGAUUCAGUAAACGUGGCAGCAGCAGAGAAAAGGGUUUAUUCAAUGGAAGAGAGGGAAGACCAAAUUGAUAGACUGGACUUUAUCCAAAACCAGAUGAACCUUUUAACACUGGAUGUUAAGAAAAAAAUCAGAGAGGUUACAGAGGAGGUGGCAAACAAGGUUUCAUGUGCAAUGACAGAUGAAAUUUGUCGACUCUCUGUUUUGGUUGAUGAAUUUUGUUCUGAGUUUCAUCCUACUCCAAGUGUAUUGAAAGUAUAUAAAAAUGAGUUGAAUAAGCACAUAGAAGAUGGUAUGGGAAGAAAUUUGGCUGAUCGGUGUACCAACGAAGUCAAUGCUUCAAUGCUUCAAUCCCAGCAGGAAAUUAUUGAAAAUUUGAAGCCGUUACUUCCAGCUGGUAUACAGGAUAAACUACAUACACUGAUUCCUUGCAGGAAAUUUGAUCUUAGUUAUGACCUAAAUUGCCACAAGUUAUGUUCAGAUUUUCAAGAGGAUAUUGUAUUUCGUUUUUCCCUGGGCUGGUCUUCCCUUGUCCAUCGUUUCUUGGGCCCCACAAAUGCUCAGAGGGUGCUUCUAGGAUUAUCAGAGCCUAUCUUUCAGGUCCCCAGAUCUUUAGCUUCUACUCCCACUGUUCCUACCAAUCCAGCAACGCCAGAUAAUGCAUCACAGGAAGAACUUACAGUUACCUUAAUAACGGGAUUAGCUUCUCUCACAUCUAGAACAUCUAUGGGUGUCAUCAUUGUUGGAGGAGUGAUUUGGAAAACUGUAGGAUGGAAACUCAUAUCUGUUUCAUUAAGUAUGUAUGGAGCACUGUAUCUUUAUGAAAGGCUGACCUGGACCACUCGUGCCAAGGAAAGAGCCUUUAAACAGCAGUUUGUGAACUAUGCAACUGAAAAACUGCAGAUGAUCGUUAGCUUCACAAGUGCAAACUGCAGCCAUCAAGUACAACAGGAAAUGGCAACCACUUUUGCUCGCCUGUGCCAACAAGUUGAUAUUACGCAAAGACAUCUGGAAGAAGAAAUUGCUAGACUAUCCAAAGAAAUAGAUCAAUUGGAGAAAAUACAAAACAAUUCAAAGCUCUUAAGAAAUAAAGCUGUUCAACUUGAAAAUGAGCUGGAGAAUUUUACUAAGCAGUUUCUAUGCUCAAGCGAUGAAGAAUCUUAAUAGAGAUUGCUUUGGUGAUCAUCAUAGGAGAAAAUGGAACUUGGAAAAUUGGGACACUUGUUAUUUUUAUGAAAUGACAUUAAGUAUGAAUUAUAUUAACUGUACCUAAACAGCAAAUCCUUGUGUAGAUUCUGGUAAUGAUCUACCUCAGGGUGUUUGCAUUUCUUAAGAGUGUUACAAUGUCUCUUUAGUUUUAAUUUUGGGUAAAGAAAAGACUAAAUUGUUUGAUAUGUUAAAAUGAUGAAUUAGUCAAAAGCAACAGAACCAACUAUAUGACCCCUGAGGGGUGGGGCCUUGCUCUUAAUUAGGGCUCUCUUUGUUUAUGAUUCUUAAAAACUCUGCUCCUGGCAUCCAGGAAUUCGAGAAUGCUCCUUUCAUCUUCUUUCUCAAAACAAUUUUUGAUGCCUACUUUAAUGGGAAUAGUCACUUUCGUUUUAUAAACUGCAUUGCUCUAACCACUAAGGAGGGGUGGUGGAAUGUUUGAAUGUUAUUUAUGCAAGUUACAAUCACUUUUGCCAUCCUGGCAGGUAUGUAAACCACUAAUAAAUAUGCUCUUUUUACUCUUUUCUUUUAUUCCCAUUAAACUGAUGUAAAACAAUAUAAAGGUUUGUUACUAUAAAUAGUUUUCUUACUAUAGAAGUGUCUGGGUUUAAAUAAUUUCGAUACAUUUCUAAAGAAACAUUUUCAGCUUCAACUCUGAUUACAGCAAGGAACUUGCUCUCUGAUGGUUAGGAGUAAAGUGUGAAGUGAUAAAAAUAGCCAAAGAUAUAGGCAGUUGAAUUUUGGGUGGUUGCAGUCAUGUUACAGACACUGUUCUUCAAAAGGUUUUUGCUAAGCAUACUGUCAUGUUGGGGUGGCUUUCACAUUCAUUGUAUGAAUUUGCCAGGGCACGGUUAAAACUUACUACUGUAUUUUUUACCUUCAUGAAAUGCUGUGAGUUGAAGUAUUGUAUCUGUUUCUGUAUUUAAAAAAGAAUUGAAACUUACAUGGAAAUAAUUUUAAAAUGACAUUCUAGGGCUCUGCUAUGCAAAACGUAGUCUUGAGGACCACCAAAUCAUGUCACCCAGUGCUUGUUAGAGAUGCACAGUCCCACGGGACUAGUGCAUUUGGCCAUGUAUAAACUGCUUUUCCAUAGGAGGGGUAACAUUUCAGGCUCUUUUCUUCCAGUACUCAGUACUUCCUUUUCUGUGCCUUUAAGGCUCCUGGAUGCUAUUCAGUCUUUUCACAGCAGGUGCAUCACUAUUCUUCAGGAUAUUUUAAGGCCAAAAUAACAUUGUUUAGGUCUUAGAAGUCUUAAAAAAAAUACAUUUUUAUGCAAAUUGGAUAUUAAGAUACAGUAUUCAAAUCCAAAUGGGUAUUAGUGUAUAGCCUUUGUUGCUUUUAGCCAAAAAAUGGUAACAAGCCACCAACCAGUGGUAUUAGGUAACAAGUACAGUAUGAAAAACUGAUGCCUAAGAAUGGGUACUGCUAAUUUAGUUUACAAGUUCAAGGCUUUAAUCUUAAUACGGAAGUACUUGAACUUUUGAAAUAGCAUAGUGGUUUGGUAUCACCUCAUUAAGCAUAGUACAGUGGUUCUCAAAGUUUGGUUCCAGGAUCAAGUGUCAUUAGUGAACUUGUAAGAAAUGCAUUCUUGGGUCUCACCCUAGACCUGAUGAAUCGGAGACCAGGUUUCGGACCCAGUGCUCCAUGUUUUCACAAGCCCUGGUCCUGAUGUAUACUCAAGUUUGGAGACUACUGGAGUGGUGGCUACUGGGAUAGUAAGUCUUCCAACACUAGUGUGAAUGCAGUUCCACUUAAUUAGGUUUGAAAAUGUACAAAUGUUGGAAAUGGAACACUAAAAUAAUGAAACCCAACCUUGUGCCUAGAAUAAAUGUACCUACAACCAAGCCCACAAAUUAUAAAUUAUGUAAUUUACAGCUGAUUCAGUUCAGUUAUUGCACAUAUACUUGUUUACUAUGUGUGUUUGCAGGAUUGUUUAUAUACUUUAUAUAACCAUAAAACUUUUUACAAAACUACAUUUUUAUAAGUAUGCAAGCUUGCAAGGUGAAAAUAAAAUAUGUUUGCCUGAUAGUUGAUAAAUGUAGCAUUUAUACUGG